This is a messenger RNA of Protobothrops mucrosquamatus (brown spotted pit viper), 1480 nucleotides long. RefSeq names its product coiled-coil domain containing 149 (gene CCDC149). Bases 151 to 1353 code for a protein of 400 amino acids. The transcript has 10 exons. Lineage: Eukaryota; Metazoa; Chordata; Lepidosauria; Squamata; Viperidae. The record is from RefSeq and is a predicted model, not a curated record.
GAUCCCUCUCUUCCUCCAGAGAAAAGAAAACAGGCGAAUCUCACCCAGCUUCUGAGUGAUUCUCGGGAUCGAAAUAAACACUUAGGGGAAGAAAUCAAAGAACUGCAGCAAAGGCUGGGCGAAGUGCAGGGAGACAACAAGCUUCUUCGGAUGACGAUUGCCAAGCAAAGACUUGGAGAUGAAGAAGUUGGGGCCCGUCAUUUCGCCCCCCAUGAGCGCGAAGAUCUCGUCCAGCAGCUGGAGAAAGCACGGGAACAAAUUGAGACUCUCCAGCUUGAUCUUCAAGCGACGUUGGACGAGCUCCAGGAUGUGAAGGAAGAACGUUAUUUUUACCAAGAGAAGUCCGACAAGCUAAACCAGGAGCUGAACUAUGUUCUCGGGGGCCACGUUGACCGUAUUAUCGACAUAGAUGCUCUCUGUAUGGAAAACAGAUAUCUUCAUGAGCGAUUAAAACAAGUUCAAGAAGAGGUUCAUAUUCUGAAAUCAAACAUUGUGAAAUACAAGAACGCUCUAGAAAGAAGGAAAAAUUCAAAGGGCCACAGCAAAUCAAACAGCAGCGCCCUGACUGGGAUCCUUUCUGCAAAGCAAGUGCAAGAACUGUUAUCUGAAGAUCACGGCUGCAGUUUACCAGCAACGCCUCAGUCCAUUUCUGAUCUCAAAUCCUUGGCUACUGCUUUAUUGGAGACCAUCCAUGAGAAGAACAUGGUCAUUCAGCACCAAAGGCAAACCAACAAAAUCUUAGGCAACCGGGUGGCGGAGUUGGAGAAAAAACUAAGAACUUUAGAAAUUUCUGGGCUAUGGAGCCUCCCAGGUGGCAAGGAUACGAUUACAUUUAGCGAACCGGCUCUUCCCGCUAUCCAGAGGUCACGUUCGCCGUUGCUAACAUUGGUCGAGAAGCCCCCACAGAAUUUAGAAGAUCAAACAAGGCAGCCGCCAAUCACGUGUCCUGCUAAAACGGAACGGACUCUUCCGGAAGAAGCCGCUCUCCCUGCAGAGGACUCGCGCGGAAACCUCAAGAGCGGCCCUCAAGCCAAGAGUUUCCGUUCGUCGUCGUCCCAGGGUCUGUCAGAAGAAGGGGACCCCGGCGGCCUUGAGGAUGACCACGCCAAGCGGACCGAAGAUCGGUCGUCCACUUUGGAACUGGAGGACGGAGGAAGAGAAGGUCCGACAGGCGAACAAGGUGGAAGCCCUGGAGAACCGGACAGCGUUGCUGACGGGGACUCUCCCGUCUCCAGCCCUCCUCCCUGGAGUUCCAAAGAAGCAUCCGAGCUGGAGAAGAGACCUCUGGCUGAAACCCAGACUGGGGAAGAACUGAGGGGCGCCCUGGAAAACGGGGUAGCAUCGUGUAGCUGAAGACCACCAAAGGAAACCCAUGGCCAUGCUGGAUGUUAAAGACGCUUUAUUCUUUCAGCUUCAAGCUCGAGUUACAUUCCAAAUGAGACACUUGAAGCUACGAAGGUGGAAGAUAUUUCUCCUCUUC